ACAUCGGCUCCUCCAGCAGGUAAUUUUCCCCAAGCUCAACCCGCCAACUCUGAACUCGAAACCUGCUGCCUCAACCCUGCUGCCAACAAUACUUCCGGAGGGUUCUUCCCACGCUCGAUGCGACGAUGGCCAUACCCUAACCAUGGUAUCCGGCAGUAUUACAGACCCCAAAUCUGCAACAGGUUUGAUCAUGUCGGCAUGUCGUGGUCGCGACCUUUGCACUACGCCCUCUUUGGGAGCUCCACGACAGCAACAACCCCGGCCAGCAUGAAUAGACUAAGGUCUUCUAGGCAUCGUCUCAGCUCCCCAUGUCCUCUGCGGCGGGGCUUUUCGAUGCCGUCGAGACCCUUCUGCUUAUCGGCAUCACGGAGUCAGAUCUUGGAUGUGGCGACACUCCCCGAUCGCAUCAUCCCCAGCUACGAUCAAACGCCUACAUCGUCGCUCCUCUCGCUGCGAUGGCCCCAACCACCGCGCAACAUCCUCCUGAUGCCGAAGUUGCAUGCGUCGCACGUGACGGUAUCGGCCGUCGAGUUUGCGAAGCACAUACACAGCAACUACCCAGGCCUAAACCUCGUGUUCGAGCAGCGCAUAGCCGAGAGCGUCCACGAACAGCUCCCGUUCCCCGUAUACACCACGGCGCCUCAUACAGUCGGAGGGGUAUUUCCAAAGAAGGUCGACUUGGUAACAACAUUGGGAGGAGACGGCACAAUCCUCCGCGCCGCGAGUCUUUUCUCCAUGGAGUCCAGCGUGCCGCCGAUCCUGUCAUUCAGCAUGGGCUCGCUGGGGUUCUUAGGCGAAUGGAGAUUUGAGGAAUACAAGCGCGCCUGGCGGGAAGCGUACAUGAGUGGGAGCAAUGUCGCAGCCGAAGACCUGGUCGCACCCCAUACGCAGGCUGCGGCGACGACUGGACGGUCAAGGACAGCGACAGAAGAUGACUACGGGGCCUCGAAGUUCGCCGGCUGGGAGAGCGUCCGUGGAAAGAGCAUGGGCGUCACCCGGGCAUCCAAGAUCCUGCUGCGACAUCGACUCAAGGUCGGCAUCUAUGACAGCAACGGGGUCAACAUCAACGAGCAGGUGAUGCCGACCUCGACAGCGGAUCCAGACCUGCGGUUGCCCAUAGACGGGCCAGGGUCCCCCCUGGGUCAGCAGCCCAUGGCGAGCCCCGGCAAGAGAGAACCCAAGUCCAUCCACGCCAUCAACGAAGUCUCGAUCGACCGCGGUGCUCACCCGCAUCUCGCCAUCAUCGACAUCUACGUCAACAACGCGUUCCUGACGGAGGCGGUGGCGGACGGCAUCAUCAUAAGCACACCCACGGGGUCAACGGCCUACUCCCUCAGCGCGGGCGGGUCCAUCGUGCACCCGCUCGUCAAGUCGCUGCUCAUCACGCCCAUCAGCGCGCGGAGCCUGAGCUUCCGGCCGCUGGUGCUGCCGCUCAACACCAAGGUGGUCCUCCGGCUCAGCAAGCGCAACCGCGGCCGCGAGCUCCCCGUCAGCAUCGACGGGAAGCGGAGGGCCGGCGUCGGCAUCGGCAUGGAGAUCCGAAUCGAGGGCGAGAGGCUGCACCGGACCGGCGACGCGGGCACCUGGCAGGGCGGCGUGCCGUGCGUGAUACGCGCACCCGGGAAGGGCGGGGACGGCGCCGAUGGCAUCGCCGAGGACGACGACUCGUGGGUCGGUGGGCUGAAUGGGCUGCUCAAGUUCAACUAUCCCUUUGGGGAGGUGCAAUAAGCGGGGAUUCUGCUGUAUUGCUGGCAUAUGGGUUGUGUAUGUAUAUUUGCGGUCGAUACCCUUGAAGCAUAUAUGGAUGGGAAGUUUUAUAUCUAGGCGCGUGGCUGCCUCCAACACGGUCGUGCAAACUGCACAAGUCUCUCCUGAUGGUGCCCAUCUGCUUUCCCAUACAUAUCUGAUUUACUGCAUUUGAUUUAAUCACUCUUUACGCCUUUUAGAUCAAUUGAUCAGCCAGUCUGCAACGCCAGCUUCCUGUCCUCGGGGAUUUGAGGUUGAAAAAAGGCCAGGCAAGAUCGCCAACGCUAGGCUUAGAUAAGCCUAGCCUAGCUAUUCUUAGCGUCGGUCAAAAUUUUCUGAGUAGAUACCUACG
Molecule: messenger RNA, 2098 nt
Organism: Phialemonium atrogriseum
Lineage: Eukaryota; Fungi; Ascomycota; Sordariomycetes; Cephalothecales; Cephalothecaceae
Product: ATP-NAD kinase
Exons: 1
Coding region: 118-1728 (536 amino acids)
Biological process (GO): NAD+ metabolic process; NADP+ biosynthetic process
Molecular function (GO): NAD+ kinase activity
Source: RefSeq, a predicted model, not a curated record